AGCUUGAAUGGUGUUUGGCUGAACAAGGAGAGGUUGGAGUCGUGCAGAGCCUACAUUGUGAGCGUUGGAAGCUGCAUCCAGCUUGGUGUGCCGCUGCCUGAUAAGGAGAGACCAGAGUUUGAAUACAGACUGGUUCAGGAGCGCAUGUCACAAGCCUUUCCGUUACCAAGUGCACCAAAAACUUUGAAGACAAAUGGGUCCCGGGCUAAACGGAAACUCAACACUGAGGACUUUGAGGUGUCCACUAAUUCCUCUAAAACAAAAAUCCAUCGGACAUCAAUAGAAUGUGAGAAUCCUGCUAAAUCCUUGCACAGAACAGAGCUAGCUAAGCAGCCCACUCUGAGGGUGGAAGAUGUGGCCUCCGAGGACUUGCCAGAAUCAUGUGACUCAAUAGAUGGCGAUACAUUAGCGCCCACCCAGCAGCAGUGCCGCAGUACCUUACAGCUGUCCAAGGUGAGACAAACCAUGGUGGAGAUAAGGAGGUUAAAUGUGCAAAUGCAGGAGAAACAGAUGGAAAUGCAGGAGAGGUUAAACGCGCCCCACCAAAGCCAAACAGGAGACCUCAAGGAUGUGCUAGCCAUGGAAAAAGAACUACACGAGCUGCAAAACCAGCUGAGCAAUGAGCGUAAGGAGCAUCUCCAGAGGGUGCAGGACCUCAAGCAGAUCUACCAGGAGGAACAGCAGAAGCAGGGAGAACGGAAGUUGGCUGAAGAGGAACAUCUAAGGGAGCAAUUGGCACAAGCCCUUCAAGAGCAUACUCUCCUCAUGGAAGAACUGAAUCGUAAUAAGAACAAUUUUGCACAGAUUAUUGAAGCUAAGGAUAAGGAGCUCCAAGAAACCAAGAAGGAGAAGGAAGAGGUCCGCGCGCAGAAGGAAGAGGUCCUGAGCCACAUGAAUGAAGUUCUAGACAAUGAGCUGCAGUGUAUCAUCUGCUCAGAGCACUUCAUUGAGGCCGUUACUCUAAACUGUGCUCACAGCUUCUGUUCCUACUGUAUCAAAUCAUGGAGACGACGCAAGGAUGAAUGUCCCAUCUGUCGGCAGCCGAUCCAUUCCGAGACCCGUUCCCUUGUCCUGGACAACUGCAUUGACAGCAUGGUCGCCAAGCUUAGCGUAGAAAUGAAGGAGCGGCGGGCAAAACUAAUCAAGGAGCGCAAAGCACUGAGCAGUCAAGUAAAGGUGGCAGAACCCAUACAUCUAGACAGCGACAGUAGCUCUCAGCAUUCGCCUACAUUGUACGUGUUCAGCAGCAGCAGCAGCAACUCUGACAUUGAUGAUUUGGGGGAAUAUGACUAUGGUGCUGAUUACUGGGAGGAAAUCGAUGACGUCAUUGGAUUAAACUCAGAUUAUUAUGAUGAGGAAGAUGAUGAAGAUGACAGCUUUCUAAUCAUCUGAUUUAUUACAGACUAAAUAUCUUGCACCCCAUAUCACCGUGAGCUCUGGAAUGCUUUGAAAAUUCCAAAAAUUAAAAAAACAAAGAAAAAAAAAACGUUGACUGAGCCAAGAAAAGUGAAGUUUUGUAUUGCUAAGGUUGAUGAUAGAGAGAUUUUUUUUCAGAUUAUUAUUUAUUUACUUGGUUCUUGCAGAUUUUCUCAAUUAAGGACAUCAACCUCGCUAUGUCACAAAAACGCUACCGCUCGACUGCUUGGGGACUAAACCUUUGUACAUUAAUUAUUAUUUUGUUGGAUUUUGCCCAAUCAGUUUCCUCCCCCCCCCAUUUUCAUUCACGAUUUUGAGGAUUGCUUCUGUGUUCUUCAGGUUUUCAUUAGAUUUGGUUCAUGUGCCGCAGUUCUUUUGUGAUGCAUUUGUACAAUUCACAGUUUUUGCACAACUUGCUACAUAGCUGGGAUUGCUUUUUCCCCCUCUUACCUCAUUCUUAAUCAAUACACUUAUUCCCUGUGCUAAGCAAGUCAUAUCAUAGGUUUCUAUACAGAUAAACUAUAUGGUUUAAAAAAAAAUAAUUGAAGAAUUUUUGAAUGUCGGUUUCUGUCUUAUGGUUCAUUGUUCAUCAGAUACAGAUCCCAACACUGGGUGGUGCUGAUGAGCAAGCAGUUAAAGGGGCGCUGUUUCACUAUUUACAGAACUCUUAUCAAGCCUUUAUUAACUAUGUUGUGUCCAGAAGGCUGCAACUUGUUGCUCUUUAUCUUGUUUCAGGGGGAAAAUUCCUGUGCACCUCCAAAAUACAGCCUUUGUUUUUCACUUUAUGCGGUGAAAUGAAUCCGUCUUUGCCUUUAUGCUGCUUUAUGUUAUAAAUAUUUUCCAUUCCAGUUGUGCAGUUUGCUUCUCAUUCAGUAUGUCCAAUUACGGUGACAUUAUGGUAAGCUGUGGUUACGCAAGUGUCUUUCUCCUCUGUUGCUUGGGUUAUUCCGACUGCCUAGUCCAAUUCUAUAGAAGUCACUGACCUUUAAGGUAAGAAAAUGAAAGCAGCAGCCUAGCGUAGCUGAGUGAGAAACUGUUUCACGGUAAUUAUGUUUGCUUUGACAAAAACGUGUCAAGACUUUAGUCUUACAACAACACUAGCUUGACAUAUAUAUAACUUAAUAUUAAAAUAACAUAAAGUGCCCACGAUAAAGUAAAACACGAAAGGGUCUGAAUUUCCUUCCAAAAAAAAAAAAAAGAAAAAAAUUGUAAAAUUCCAAAUCAGUAAAAAUGUAUUAACCUGAACGCUGCUGUCCAACAAUAAACAGAAGUAAAAUAAAACGACACCAAACAGUGAGCAAGUAUCUUUGGGCAGCUAAAUGCAAAGCAGCAACACCACUGACUAGUCUGUGGGACUGAACCCUACAACGCGUUUCAAGGCCUGGAGCACUUAGACACCUGCGGAAUCCGGCCGGACAGUCUGAAUUCGGCAGUGUUGCUGUUUUAUAUCCUCCUUAGUUUUUAGCUACACAACAUGCAUAACAUUAAAAAAAAAAACUUUCUAGUUUAGUACCCUUGGUGUCCUUUGUUGAAAAGCAGGUCAGUCGGUUCAGGAGCAUGCACGUGUGAAGCACUAUAUAGCAGCAAUUUAGUAACGAUGUUAUACAUUUGCAAGAGCACUAGGUGGCAGCUGUGUUUCCUGCUAUUUAGUGCUCCAGACACACAUGCACACUAACUACUGUAUCUCUUCCCUGAGAACAAAGCACAGCAUACAAUUUAAUAAAAAGUUUUUAAUUUAUUUCUGCCUGAAUCAUUGAGAGAAUAAUGUUAGGUCCCUCGUGUCUCUUAACUUUCAUGAUUCAGGUAGGGCAGUAAUGUUAAACUACUUUCCAAUUUGCUUUUAUCAUCGAAUGUCAUUUUUGUUCCGAGUGGUAUUCUUUGUUGAAAGCUAAACCUAGGUAGGCUCAAACUGAUUUCUAACUCCUUGAAGGCUGCCUCUUAUCUCAGUGCAUUUUGAAAGGGUUUUUUUUACAGCUAGGCAGUGCACUUUCAUGUGUGCCAUAUAGAUAACAUUGUGCUCACUCCCUUAGUUAUUUAUGAUUUAGCAUUGACUUGCUAAAAUAAGUCUGUCAAAAAGACUGAGAUAAGGGGACAGUCUGCAGAUGCUUAGAUACAAGGUAAUCACAGAGGUAAACGGUAUAUUUUGUUAUGUAAAGGGAUUAUUUAUCUAUUUAAACAAUAAACAUUCUGGAUUAGGUUGUCCCUUUAAUUAUAAACCCUGGUCUUCCCAGAUAUGCAUUAUUUACUGUUUAUCUCACAAUUGGCAUCAUACCAUUUUAUUUUUGUGUUUCUUUGUGUUUUCCCUUUAAAGAUGUUGCUUGAAAAUAACCCCCAGCGUUUCCCUUACAAUAAUGUGUUCGCUAUAGUAUUUACAACUGAAAUGUUUUAUUUGCAUUAAUAAACCCUUUUAUUUUUUUCCAUUUAUAA
Messenger RNA from Bombina bombina (fire-bellied toad), 3843 nucleotides. RefSeq names its product ring finger protein 8 (gene RNF8). NCBI's taxonomy places the organism in Eukaryota, Metazoa, Chordata, Amphibia, Anura, Bombinatoridae. Gene Ontology annotation, molecular function: ubiquitin protein ligase activity; histone binding. The record is from RefSeq and is a predicted model, not a curated record. Gene Ontology annotation, cellular component: site of double-strand break; nucleus; ubiquitin ligase complex. Gene Ontology annotation, biological process: protein K48-linked ubiquitination; ubiquitin-dependent protein catabolic process; double-strand break repair.